Pseudozyma hubeiensis SY62 is the source of this 3060-nucleotide messenger RNA. RefSeq names its product alpha/beta hydrolase fold domain containing protein. Gene Ontology annotation, molecular function: sterol ester esterase activity; triacylglycerol lipase activity. Bases 1 to 3060 code for a protein of 1019 amino acids. Gene Ontology annotation, cellular component: cytosol. Gene Ontology annotation, biological process: triglyceride catabolic process. The transcript has a single exon. The record is from RefSeq and is a predicted model, not a curated record. NCBI's taxonomy places the organism in Eukaryota, Fungi, Basidiomycota, Ustilaginomycetes, Ustilaginales, Ustilaginaceae.
AUGAUCGACCAUCUGCUCGGUCGACCUUCGACCAAGCUCAAGAGGGUCCAGAUCUUCUCCGUCAUCCUCUUUUGGCUCUGGUUCCUUGUCACAGGCAACCGAGAUGGUCCAAGUCCCCUCAUACGCAAGAUCAAUGCCAAGCUCAAGCGCUUCUCGCCCUGGCAGAUUGUCGUCUUCAGCUCCGUCGGCAUCUACACCAUCAGGCACCUCGACUCGCUCCUCGGCUUCGGCGCUCCAGAGCCGCUCGCUCGCAUGUACUCGCGCAACUUUUACCGCACAACCUGGAUCGUCACCGCCCUAGACGCUGGUUUUGCCUCUGCAAUCAACAUCAAACCCAAGUGGCUCAGAGACAUCAUGAGCCUCGUCUUCUCCGCGUACUACCUCGUCUACGCGAACGAAGCCGACGAGAAGCUUCGGAAGUACAGGGCCUUCUGCACCGUCGACAUGAUGCGCUACACUUGGGAAAAGACCACUAAUCCCUACAUUCGCGCCGCCACAUGGUUCCACCGUCCGUCUCUGCCCAUCGCACGUCCUCUCCUGAUACCCCGGCCGCAGGUGGCAGCACAUCACACACGACCUAGCAAGGCGUGGCUCUUCUACGCCAAGAGCGAAAGGCAGCUCCGCAUGGAGGAAGAGCUCGUCCUCGACUUUUGCGGCGGUGGCUACAUCUGUAUGAAUCCGCAGCAUCACGAAGAGCGUCUGCGUCAACUCGCCAAGCAGAUGCAGAAGCCCGUCCUCUGCGUCGACUACUGCAAGGCACCCGAGUAUCCGUAUCCGUUCGCACUCGAGGAAUGCUUCGAUCUCUAUCGUACACUCCACGAGACGGCCGGCAAGGUCAUCGGCAUGUCCGGCUCACCCAACUUCCGCAUCAUCCUCACCGGUGACAGUGCCGGUGGCAACCUCGCCACUGGCGUCGUGCUCAAAAUCAUCCAGUACCCGCAGCCUCGCAUUCAGCUAGCUUACUCGUCGCUCACCUCCCGCAGCUGCGGCCCGGCACAACGACCUCCACCGCUGCCCAAACCCAUCGGUAUGGUGCUCACCUACCCGAGUCUCAACUUUGGUUUCUCGAGCUGGAUGAAGCCAGAGCACCUACGCCUUUUGCGCCAACAGAGCGAGGUCAAUCUCGACAAUCUCGCUCAGCAUCAGUCUACUGUCGCCGCGUCUGCCUCUUCCACAUCCCUUCGCUCUGCCAGGCGACGCUCAGCUGCCAACUUGGCAACAACAGCCAGCGCCUCGGACCGCAAACGUGCCGAGGCGAAACGUGCCAGGAGCAAAGAGCGAACCAAGGAUCCUCGUUCAUAUCAGUCUUUGACUCGCACCGCCGAGCUCCAUCUCGACGAACGCGCUCGCUACGCAGAAGUCGAUCCCACCUCGGACGAGAACGGCGCAUCCACCCCUUCGGACUCGGCUCCAGAAGGAAUGUGGGCUGAAGGCGCCUGGACUCCCUCAUGGGAGAAGGGCGGUCUGCCAUGGGCCCAGGUGGCUCGACAAGCCAUGCUGGAUGAGAUCGCCGACCGUGAAGAGAAGCGAGCGCAGGCGCGUUUCGAAAGGGAGCAAAAGGCAUUGCAGGAGGCAGCCGAAGCAGCGGAUAGCAGGAACAAGGAUCAGAGGCGCGCGCCCUUCAACACUCGCCUCACCGUCACUUCCAUGGCUGGCUACUUCCAGGACAGGAUCAUGACGCAGGGCAUGCUGCGUGCCAUGGCCAUCCUCUACAUCGGUCCCAAACGACAGCCCGACCUGGACCACGACUACUACCUUUCUCCUGUUGUGGCGCCAGCGCAUCUUUUGGCCGAGUUCCCGCCUGUCUUGUUCAUCUGCGGCGAGAAGGACCCUCUGUGCGAUGACACCGUCAUCAUGGCCGGCCGCAUCCGCGAAGCGAAGCUUGCCAAAAAGGCGGACAUCGAACGACGCAAGGCCAUGGCAUCAGCUCGAUUCGGUGAAGGUUUGCGAACCACGCCCAUCUCGUCGAACAAUCAAGCCAAGUUGCCCGUCGAUCCGAUCGAGCAAGAGUCGCCCGACGACUGGGUGCAGAUGAGGAUCAUCGAAGGCUGGAGUCAUGGCUUUUUGCAAAUGUCUGCAUUGAUGCCAGAAGCCAAGCAGGUGAUCGGCUUCCUGGGCACCUGGAUGUCUCUGGUCUUUGAAGAGCACAGGGACAAGCUCGACGAAGAGAGGGAGAAGGGCGAGGCAGAGGCGAGGCAAAAGGUCAUGGAAAAUUUCAGGGGUAGUAGGGGUGGGUCGCCGUUGAUUGGGCAGACAGCGAGCAUGGGCACCGCACACGCUUCAAUUGCACCAAGUCGGGAGCAGAGCUCGCUUGCAAGCCACAACAACGUGCAAAGUGGCGGCAGCAACAGCGAGGAGGUUGAGGUUGCAGCGGCCGCAAAUCAAGCUGUGCAGGAGGAUGCAGACGACGAGGACGAGAAUCAGGAUGAAGACGACGAUGGGCCCAUCAUGGUGAUUCCGAAGAAGCAUCGAAUGGGCUCCUCGAACGCUUUGCCUCCCAAGUCUUCCUCGCAAGCGCACGGCGACGGACGAGAUGGAUCGACUCGACUGGAUUCUGAGAGCGCUCGCUCUGCUUCUUUCAGGUCUAAUACCCACAGCCUGGCGCCUCCUCAAAUUGCGCAUCUCCGUGCGGACGAUGAUCGCGAUGCGCGUGCCCACAGCGACAGCGAGACUACUCGCAACUCUGGUCCACUGCCUCGCAACGUGCAUCUCGCUGCUCAAAAUCGGGCCGAGAGCGAGACCAACCUGGUUGCCGACAACGCUGCACGUUCAGGAUUCCCGAGCAAUAGCGGCGGUGCGACGAUUCGAAGGGGAAGCAAGAACGGAGCGGCGUCUCGCAUUGAUGACAAAUACCGAAGCAUGUUGGUGGAAGAAGCGAGUCUGUUGGCCAGGAGGAGGGACGAUGUGAUCUUUGGUCUCGAGGGCAAUAGCGCUGUUGUGGGGGAUGAGGAGGAUGAGGAGGUGGAGGAGGAUGGGAGGAGGAGGUCGAGGUUGAGCAAGGAGGUGAUGGGCGAGUCGAGUACGGAUCGCGGUUCGACGAGGAGUGUUGAGCGCACGUGA